GCCGAGCGCGGGCGCGGGCGCGGGGCCGCUACGUGCGCGGGGCGCGCGGGGCUGCGCUCGGGGGCGCUCCUGGGCGCUCGUCGCCGCCGCCGCCGCGCCUUUGAGUCAGCAAAGUCCGCCGGCUCGGCCCUGCGCGGAGGAGCCAAGUCAGUGUAUGAAGAAGGGAAGCAACGUGACGAGCACCGACUUCUAUUGAGCUGAUCAUCCUGUUUCUUCUGCCGCCCAUUUCACAAAGGCCCAGUGCCGACCAUCCCGGCUCCCCGAUUGAUUGUGUCCUGUGUUGAAGAUGUUUCCAGAACAACAGAAAGAGGAGUUUGUAAGCGUCUGGGUUCGAGAUCCUCGGAUUCAGAAAGAGGACUUUUGGCAUUCUUAUAUUGACUAUGAGAUAUGUAUUCAUACCAAUAGCAUGUGUUUUACAAUGAAAACAUCCUGUGUGCGAAGAAGAUACAGAGAAUUUGUAUGGCUGAGGCAGAGACUCCAAAGUAAUGCACUGCUGGUACAACUGCCAGAACUUCCAUCUAAAAACCUAUUUUUCAACAUGAAUAAUCGCCAGCAUGUAGAUCAGCGGCGUCAGGGUUUGGAGGAUUUCCUCAGAAAGGUCCUACAGAACGCACUCCUGCUCUCGGAUAGCUGCCUUCACCUCUUCUUGCAGAGCCACUUGAAUUCAGAAGACAUUGAGGCUUGCGUUUCUGGGCAGACCAAGUACUCUGUAGAAGACGCGAUUCACAAGUUUGCCUUGAUGAACAGACGUUUCCCUGAAGAAGAUGAAGAAGGAAAAAAAGAAAACGAUAUAGAUUAUGAUUCAGAAAGUUCAUCCUCUGGGUUUGGACACAGUAGUGAUGACAGCAGUUCACAUGGAUGUACGAUGAGCACAGCUCCACAGGAAUCCUGAAAAAUAAUUCUAAUGUUACCAUCUUAGGAAUAGCAAAUUAUGUCCACUCAUGGAGAAGAAAGCUUGCUAAUAUAUCCUUACCUAGAGCUCACUGUCAUGAUAUUAGGAAUUUAAAUUCUUAAAGACACUGGGUUGUUUAUUAGUGGUAUUUUUAUGUUGUGUCUUAUUUUGGCUAAGCUCCUGUAAAAAGCUAAAGGCCUGUGAAUGCAGUCUCCUUAUAGGCAAACAUUAUUGGUAAAAUAAGAUCCUGCCCUGGAAUGAAAUGAUUUAUGCAUUUAGAAAAAUCUCCUUGGUUUUUGCUGAAUUUUAAAAGAUAGGUAUAUAGGUAGCCUGCAUUUAAAUUCCAGACAGCACAUUCCUUCUUGCAUCAGUGGGACAGUGUUAGCAUCAAUACAGCCUGUAUGAUCUUAACCACGAUGAAAAUUGACAGCAUAGACCAGGCCGCCUCUCUCAGACAUGUGGCUGAUAUUUUGUGGGCACCCACCCCCUGCACUGGGGAAAAACACUUCGCUUUGCGCUGUUUGAUUGGAAUAUUUUAAGAAGUUUCACCUCUCCAGUAUUUUAUUUCACAUUUAGAUGGAAAGUGUAUCUUAUGCAUAGAGACAUGUUAAAAUAAUGUUGAUGUCUUACACAAAAACAGAAAUAGUGUUAGUCAUUUUGCUUAUAUUUGCAAUAUAUGGAUUCAGAAAUACAUUUUCAUUAUCCAGAUUCACACAUGGUUUCUGGAAACAAGUAGUUUGUUUUCAUUAUUGUUGUGCGAUUAGAAUUUACGGGUUAACUAUUUAUUUUCUGACUAAAUGUGCAAUUUCUUACCACUAGGUAACUUUCAGUGUCAGUGGUGGCUACUUGUCACUUAUUUUUACGUUAGAAGUGGGAUCUUAUAAAAAUUAGUAAAUUUAUCAGUAAAUAUUCCUGUGAUUUAGAAAAGAAUAUCAACUUGCUAAUUUAAAAUUUUUUUCAUUUUUAAAAAGCCCUUUCUUUUAAAGCAUCUACCUGAGGACUGGUAUCAUUUAAUAAAAUGUUGCCUUUUUUAGUGACUCAAAGAGAAAAGGUCUGAGAUAAACUACAGUGAACUUCAAAUUUCAGACGAGGCAGCAUUUUCUUGAGAUAAAUAUCCAAAGUUUCUUUUCUGUUGGAUGGUAUGAAAUAUCUCUGAAACUACCGGGAAGAUGUUUUUACAACACUGGAAUAACUUGUUGCUUUAAUUAAAUGUUACCUCAUUUAAUUAGGUACCUCAUUUUAUUUUAACUGGGAGUUUAAAAGUUACCAUGUUAUUAAAAAGUCUUUGAAAUGCUGGUAACAAAGAACAGAAAAAAAAUUAAAUUUAGAAUAAGAAUGAUCUCCUUAAUUCUUCCUUCUUGUUUUUAUUUGGUCUAAAACAUUGAGCUUCUGUAAAUAUUGAUUUAAUGUAUCUUGGAUCUCAUUACUUUAUUCAUCUAAGACUUAUUAUUUCAAUACAGAGGAAAAAAAGAUUUAGCAACUUCUUUUUAUCUUGCUAACAUGUAAAGUUUGCCAUCAAGUCAUUUAAGAGCGAUCCUUAGCUUGCUGGCAAUAUGUAUUUGAAUUCACAUUAUUUGUUUAAACAGCAGUUUUGAAAAGCAUGUCAAGUGCCACCGAUUGUCGUAUUAUUUUUAGAUGAUGUAACAUAGCCAUCAAAAUUGAUAUUAAGUAUGCCUAAUACUGUGGUAUGUAAACUUCACAAGAUCAUCGUUUUCACAUUAAACGUGAAAAAAUCAA
This is a messenger RNA of Nyctereutes procyonoides (raccoon dog), 2629 nucleotides long. It is a transcript of the gene SNX10, whose product is annotated as sorting nexin 10. Gene Ontology annotation, molecular function: phosphatidylinositol binding. Gene Ontology annotation, biological process: intracellular protein transport. The record is from RefSeq and is a predicted model, not a curated record. The transcript has 8 exons. NCBI's taxonomy places the organism in Eukaryota, Metazoa, Chordata, Mammalia, Carnivora, Canidae. Bases 287 to 892 code for a protein of 201 amino acids.